Messenger RNA from Annulohypoxylon maeteangense, 2042 nucleotides. Its product is annotated as MFS general substrate transporter. Gene Ontology annotation, molecular function: transmembrane transporter activity. The transcript has 2 exons. Gene Ontology annotation, biological process: transmembrane transport. The coding region runs from base 498 to 1919 and encodes 473 amino acids. NCBI's taxonomy places the organism in Eukaryota, Fungi, Ascomycota, Sordariomycetes, Xylariales, Hypoxylaceae. The record is from RefSeq and is a predicted model, not a curated record.
GUUCUUUCUCUUUUGCCACUAUCUAGUUCAUUAUCUUCGACUUCAAUUUCAUAUCUAAAAUGCCUACCCAAAAGUCUCAGAGACUCUAAUUCAAUUCAAUCACUCCGAUUAAAUGACUCGAAUAAUGAGCAGCUAAUAUGAAAAUUACUGUUAGUGAAUCCUCGGCUCAUCCCGAUGGCGUAGGCUAGUCAGUAUACCGGCGUCUACCAGCUUGUCACGCUACUAGUGAGAAAAGCCUGCAUCCAGGCGAUCACGCAAUUGGGUCCACACGAAAAUUUCGACCUCUGUCUGUUCGAUGUCGCGACAACCAUGCGUGUAUAUAAUGCGUGCUCAUAGGCCCAUAAGGCGUGGCGCUCUGCCACAUCGGAAGAAAACCUCGCGUUUCUUUUGUGUCUGUUGCGUUCGUAGCGACUUUACUCACACCUAGAUAUACACACUAGGUAGUGUUUGGUGGUAUUACAGAGUAGCGACGUGAAUAUCGUCAAAAAUUCGAGAAAAUGGCGAGUUCAACUUCGGAUCACACCGAAACCCCCGAGGAGGUCGCUGUCCCCGCGACCUCCACGCCGCUCAAACACUCGAUCUUCCGAUCCGUCCCCUUCCAGAUCGCCGUCGCAUGCGGCGUCUCCUUCACCGCGCCAGGAAUGUGGGAUGCGCUAGGCGGUCUCGGAGCCGGUGGCGCUGCUGAACCCUACGCCGUAUCAGCAGCCAACGCUCUCGUCUACGGUCUCUUCUCCAUCGUAUGCGUGGCCGCCGGCGCAAUCAACAACCGCAUCGGCCUCCGCUACGGUCUCGCCCUCGGCGCGAUCGGGUACCCGCUCUACGGCGCAGGACUAUACACCAACAACGUCAACGCGACUACCUGGUUCAUGCUGUUCGGCAGCGCUCUGUGCGGUAUCUCCGCUGGUUUCUUCUGGGCUGCCGAGGCUGCUAUCAUUAUCGGAUACCCGAGCCCCAGCGAUCGCGCGUUCUACCUCGCCGUCUGGCAAACUGCGAAGGCGGCCGGUCCUAUCGUCGGAGGCGCUAUCAACCUCGGCCUUAACGCGAAUCGCUCGAGCGCUGGUUCAGUGGGCUCCGCUACGUACAUUGUGUUCAUCGUGAUCAUGUGCCUUGGCCUACCAAUUGCUCUCUGCCUCAGCCCCGCGAGCAAAGUGUGGCGACGCGACGGCACCCUCGUCGUCGUGCGCAAGGAGCCGACGUGGGGCGCUGAGUUCCGCGCCGUGGGCUCGCUGCUGAAGUCCCGGCGCGUGCUGCUGCUGCUUCCGGCGUUCUUCAUUAGUUAUUUCUACAACGGCUUCGUCAGCACGUGGUUGACGAAGUACUUCACCGUUCGCUCGCGCGCCUUUUCGUCCUUCUUCACCAACUUCGCGGGAAUCUUCAGCUCGUUCUUGGUCGCUGCGCUGCUUGAUCGGCAGAGCAUAUAUAUCCGAACGCGGGGCCGCAUUGCGUUUUCUGCGAUCGUUACGAUUCUCAUCGGGACCUGGAUCUGGGCUUCGGUUCUGCAGAAGCGGUUCUACGACGCCCCUGAAGCUCCUGUCUUUGAUUGGUUUAAGGGCGGGUUUGGCUCCGCGUAUGCGCUUGUGUUCUUUUGGACGUUCGCGGGACAGGCGUUCCAGCAGUUCCUUUAUUGGCUUGUGGGACAGUACGCGACGGAUCUGUCGUCGCUGUCUCAUCAUACUGGUAUCUUGAGAGGGGUUGAGGCUUUGGGACAGACGGUUGCUUGGGCAAUGCAAACUGAAGGUAGCGCCAACCACUUCGUCAGUAUCGGGCUUAACUUCGGCAUCACCGUCCUCUGCAUUCCGUUCACCUGGAUCGUGCUCUCGGAACUCGACCAUAGCCAUGAAGUUAAGGUGACGGAGGCUCAGGUCUCGACAGAGAGUGCGCUUAAUAAGCAGGAUGAUGUUGAUGCUGUUGCUGUUUGAUGCUUGGUCGUUUGUGUGAAUGUUUAUUGCGUUUGCUAAGGCAUUGGGAUAUAUAUCGUGAUAAUAGACGGGAUUGGGAUGGGAGCUUUGGAUGAUACCCUAGGGACUUAAUAGACUAUGGCG